This is a messenger RNA of Coprinopsis cinerea okayama7#130, 7035 nucleotides long. RefSeq lists its product as hypothetical. Gene Ontology annotation, molecular function: monoatomic cation channel activity. The coding region runs from base 1 to 7035 and encodes 2344 amino acids. Gene Ontology annotation, cellular component: cation channel complex; axon. The record is from RefSeq and is a predicted model, not a curated record. NCBI's taxonomy places the organism in Eukaryota, Fungi, Basidiomycota, Agaricomycetes, Agaricales, Psathyrellaceae. Gene Ontology annotation, biological process: monoatomic cation homeostasis. The transcript is spliced from 11 exons.
AUGUCAGCCUCGAAAAACGACAAGGAGGUUAAACGCUCAGUACCGAAAAGAUUAUUUUCAUUCGACAAUAUCAAGAGUCCAAGAUCGCGACGUUCUUCCUCCGAGGGCUCCAGCAGCGACCGCGAAAGCUGGUUUCGCCAUGGACGGACAGCUUCCAAGCCGUCUCUGUCCGAUGUCCAAGAGUACCAACCCCCAGAAGCCUUUGAAGAGUUUCUUGCUCGUCAGGGAAGGGUGACUUCCCCUGUCGAAGACCCUUUCGCGUCAAGACCACAGACACCAACGGCGACCAAGUAUUCGGACCCCAUUCGACAAAGUCCCUCCUUGCCCGCUCGCCCCAAGACGCCGGAUAGCCAUCGCUCAGCGUCCCCAUCACGGCGGUGGGACCAACUUCGCCAGCAUGUUCUUCCAGUUGCUCCUGGAAGCCGACCUUCCACACCACCGGCUCAGGUACCCCGGCCUGCUUCACCUGCGUCCUCGAGGAGCGGUAAAACGCGUCUCCCGAAGUUUGGAUUCAGACAUGUUGUUGAUAACGCGAGGGAGGCAAAUGAUAACCGCAAGUUCGCAGAAGACAUAACAAGAGUCUGUCUCGCUGUUCGAUACCCCGAACUUACGAAGGCGAAAAGCUCAGACAAGGACAUUCAGGCCACCAUUGGGGGCAGCGUCCUGCCGUUCAUGUCGACAAACACCCUCGGCUCGGGUGCAUCUACUAUGCACAAUACAGGGGCAACCAAGAAAAGCGACGGCAAGCGACCUCCGUCGGCACUGUCUUUUCCAUCAGUCCCCAAAGCCGCGUCCUUGAAGUCCCUGUAUCAACUACUUCUUUAUCACUCUGCACCAGCCCCAGACACAGCACUCUCCGCUUAUUUGCCUAACGAAGAGGAGGUUUUGUCUUGCCUACUUGCGCCCUUCCUUGUCCCUAGUAGAUCCACACGGUGGGAAGAGGAACGCACCAUUGCUCUGGAAACUUUCGAGUUAUUGAUCAAAUCAUGGUUGCCCCAAGAUGAAUCUAGUAACGUCAAUAGAUGUCUUUGGUGCUGCAAAGCCGCAUUACUUCCUGCAUCGCCUACCCGAACCCUCAUACUAUCCAAUCUCGGGCGAUUCAUCGCACCCGGAGAAAGGAACAAGACAACCAUAUCACUACCUGGGUUUCAAAGCAUCUGUCAUCACCUUGUAAUCACCCUGGCUUUCUUGCACUCCCCUAUGUCAGGGCCGUUUCACGAAGGCGAGACCAAAUUACUGAAGAACCUUAUCGAGAAGUUUAUAUCAGGCUCGUAUGGGAACAUCAGUGAUGGGGAUGUGGAGGAGACCUACGGCGUCGUCUGGCUCCAGGAAGACACCCAGGCUGUAGUGCGAAGACUGGUGUUCCUGGAAGCUUUGAUGCGGUGUCUCGAGAAUUCAUCUCAGUCAACCCGUGUCUGGCUGCUAUUGAACAUUGUUGAGGACUACUGGCCUCCAGCAACAGAACCGGGAAAACUGACCUCCCUACAGAUGGUUAUCCAUUCCCGGAAGCUUAAUGCAUUCUGCAAGUCAGCUUCCGUUCUGUUACAAGAACAAGGAUUGGAGCCUGGGGAGAAACACGCAGUAGCUCAACAAAUCGUAAACAUCCUUCGAACCCGUUUAAUCCCAGAAACCAAUCUUCUGGAUCAAACCAUCGCCCUCGACUGCCGAGGCCAUAUAUCUAAAGUCGUCUUCGAACUUCUGUGCCUGGAUAAUGCCAGAGAAGUCGUCAGAUGGGCUAUCAGUACGUUGUGCCGAUGGCUGCAUGACGAAGAUGUGCAGUGGAGGAGCACCGUGGACAAAACCCUGGGUCGAGCGAUUUCAGAAUAUCCGUGGCCUUUAGUGAUCCAUCUGCUUACGCGUAUCGUCGACCAACUCCCUGAUCCCGAUCGAAAGACCGCGGUUGCAGCAUUUCUCCCCGUUCUCAACGAUCGUCUAGUCAAUGACCCACCGCCAUAUCCAAAUGUCGAGUUGGGCAAUUUGUUGAAUAGCCUAUCCCGACUGUACCCGCAAAUCUUCUUCAAACCCUUGUUCCUAUGUGCCGCAUCGAGCAAAGAAUUCACCGUCAUCAACCACCUGUGCACCUUGGUUAUCUACUCCAAGUUUGUGACGGACUUCUGGUGGCGCGAUGCUGAGAUGAUGUCGAUCGCUUUGAUGAGUGAUGUGGGUGCGACAAAGGAACAGUCGUCUUUGCCUUCCAGUGGGACGCCUUGGGGGGUAGCGAGAUUGGGACAGUCGAUAUUGAUGGUCGAGCUCAUUGGACGACUACAAGAUCUUCGUAGAAACAAAGAUGCCUCAGGUCCAGAACCAUCCCUGGCGAUAGGGAAGUUCUUGGUUGCAUUGGAAUCAAGGAUGUCUAUCCUGCUCGAAGCCAAGGAGAAAACGGCGCGGAUACCGCCUUCUCAACGGACCCUACUCUGCAUGCUGUUCCGAGAGUUCCGACUGUUGACAAAGUCCUUGAAACCUGUUGGCUGGCUUCAUCGAACGUUGUUAUGGUUCUCGGACUUCUUUGAAGAAGAUGACCUCUCAGGGGAUCUCGACCAGGAAGUUACCGAAGCCAUGGAACGCAUUCACGACGUCUUCCAAGCCGCCCGAGAAAGUGCCCAUCAGAGUCAAACUCGCCGGAGUACGAUUCUGCUAGCUACCACACAGUAUGAACGAGCAAGGUCGGAAACGGAUCCUAAAAUCCUCGACAUCGGUGCUCUAUUCGAGGAACGACGGGGUUUGAUAGAUGGGUUGUUGAAGGGGUUUGCUUCAAAGGCAAUGAAACUUUUCGUUGCUGUUUCGCCAUUGUUGAUGGAGGACGAUUAUGUGGAAUUGGGCUCGAUUCUCUGGGAAAGGUGUCUCGAUACGACGGUGGAUUCUCCUUCAACUGGCCCGGCGUGCUUCUUACUGAUGCAAUGCGCGGAGAGGGCUACCAGAAGUUUCCUUGCCCUCAUCGAAGUGGACCUUCAGAGCUCUGAUGAGAGGACGAGACUCGAGGCGGUCAGAAAGAUCGGUAGUCUUAUCAACUGGCGAUUCCAGAUCAUGUCGCAGAACUUUGUCGUCGACAGAGCCCAUCGACCCUUCAAAAUGGCUCGCCUACCCCUCCCGUUUGUUGCAACAGAUAUGGGCACGACCUUAUACCUUCCCAGCGAAGAUGCAAGUGAUUCUCAGGAAAGCGAAAUCCCUACCGAACUGCGCAAACAACUUGCAGAAUUGGGAUGGGGUGAUGACAAUGCUGGACCCAAUGAUCCUCAGCGCGAGCGUGAAAGGACUCCGAUGUCACUACUACCGAUCACCCAAUUGGAGAAGAUGGAUUUUACUAUCAGCACCAUUGAUUCUAUGGCCCCAACGGUUGGUUCUGCAGCGUCGCCCAUGCCCAGCCCACAACCUUCACCAGCAGUAGCGCCACCAUCGAGACGACAUCUUCGCCCAAGCAAACCUGAUGGAGAAGAGGGUCAAACCAGCCUCCUCAGACGCAGCUCAACAUCCGGGGGCCCGCAAUCGAGCCAUAAGCGACGAGCCAUCUUCGUCCCACCUCUAACGCAAAUAUUCAUCCGCCUUUCGAAGCUCAUGUACGACCCCAACUUCCUCGUCGCGGCCGCAACGAGGGCUACCCUGCUCGACUUGAUGCGAAAUGAUCCCCCUCUUCUCACCAGACCAGUCAUGGAUAUGUUUGCUGGGGAACAGAAGGACAUCGCAAGAGCAGUCGCUACGCUCUCGACGUACCUUCAUGCUCACCAAGUCCUACCACCACCCAUGAGCCACAGCAUCUUCAACAACCUUAUGGGAUUCCUGAAGUACGCUGCACGCCAACUCGACGUUCCCGAAACACUGCACGAAUAUGCGCUCGUUCUACCAGUACUGGCUUCUGUCAUCACACAGGUCAACGGGAUGUCUAUGCGAGAGAUUCGACGAUCGAAAACGGAUCCAUUUGUUGUGCCAUCGGGAGCCUUGUGGUUCGCUGAUACAGCUCCGAAGGGACCUAUGUUUCCGCGAGGGUUUGACGACUUUGCCAACCCCUUCGAAGACGUUGCAACCCGUAUUCUCUCCACGACUAUGGUUCGAAUAUCACAGAACUUGUUGUUCCUCGCCAUGCUCAAGCGGAAUAGUCAAGAUGUCACCCUGGUCCGCAAGAAUGCGAGUCGGCUUGUGUUACCAUCGUUAUCUCGCGAGACGCUGGAACCUCGACCUCUAGAACUAGGCGAUAUGGUCCCUGAUGCCCAAAAUCAAGUGAAUCCUCCAGAGUCGACAUUGGAAACAUUCUCCCUCAUCUUCGCUAGGAGCCAUCUCCUCCUCGUAGCCCAAGUGUUCCGUUCCAUGUCCAGGCACCUCAGCGAUCGUAACGAACUUGCUCUCUGGAUCGAUGGAAUCAACAAAAUUCUCUGUAAACAUGGCCAUGACAUUGGAAUUGUUGGACAUGCACUGAUCGCGCUUAUGGUAGCGACAACUCGAUUCCGGCGACUUUUCACCUCCGGGACGGCUUACACCCUCUUCAUGCCUGCGCUUGUCAAGGUUUAUGUCGAGUCGGCGACGCAUCCAGGCAUCCGCCCUGCGAUCGAAUAUGCAGUCAAUCGCUUCUACGCACUCCACUCCGAGUCCUUCCUCUUCCAAGCACUUGGGGUGGUUGGUCAAAUGUCCCUGUUGCCAGGCAUAGAUGAGGCGGCGUUCUCCAAGAGCGUCUACGAUCUUUUUUUUUCUCUCACGAAAGGAAGUUCAGUUUUCACUGUCGACGCUGCGGGCAUCCAUAACAUCAACAAGACUCAAGAACGGGAGGCGUUGAUCGUCAACACGGCUGAAGAGAAACCGCAAACGUUCCUGGCAAGCCUUAGGCGGACGGAUUCCUCAACACAAACAACCCAACUCUCUCUACUAUUUCCCGAUGAGUAUGAAGCCGAACGGUUACGUAUGGACAACUUCGUCCGACUUUUCCUUACGGUCAUCGCCCACGACAUUACUAUCAUUCGCGCACAAUACUACAUGCGGCUCCUUCGACUUUUGACACCAUCUCUUUUCCAGGCAUCCGGAUCCACGCGCAACGUUUUGGUCGAAGGCAUCUCCGCAUUGGCUUCCAUCCUUUUGAAAGGUGGCAAAAUCAGGACGGACGCGGCCCCACGUUCCACUGAUGACUAUACUCUCUUACCCGCCAACAUGGAGAGCCAUUCUUCCGAGCAAACCCGGACCCAAAGCGACCCAAAAGUCCUGCGGAUGGAUUAUCUCCAACUCGUCCUCAGCUUUGGAAAAGCUGGAGGUGAGAUAUCGUCGAAGGUGUCUCGACAAGUCAUCGAAAUCUUCAAGCUCGUAUUGAAAGACUCGAAUAACGACAGUAACAAGACUUUGUCGGCAUUCCUGUCCGACUUCGUCCAAACCGUCCUUUUCCCUGAACACCCUCCCGAACCCAAGGCCGUGGUGACAUUCCUUCGGGACCUUGCUCCUAUGCUCCAUGCCUAUAUGGCUACCAUCGAUGUGACCGAGAUCUUCCACGCCGUCCACCGCCUUACACUACUCCCAGCCUAUGCCAGCAACCGACCAUUUUCCCAGGUAGUUGUUGGCGAAAUAUGCACUGCAGGACUCGCCACCUGCGAAUUGGCUGCAUCGGAGAAUCAUCUUCAGACAUUGGCCUGUAGGCCCGCUUUGAUCCAGUUGAUUGCAGAGUGCGUCUUCUUGGAGGGAGCAGAUGUCAUCGCAGAGAUUGAGAAGAGAACGCCGACCUAUGGUUUCCUUGCGGGCGUCGUCCUUCCCCUGGCCAUUGCAAUGAAAACCGAAGCUCAGAUCAACGCCGAUGGCUUGCGUACCCAACCUCGACAUCGUUCAGUUCUGGCCAGCGGUUGGUUGCGACUUCUGUUCUAUGUCAUCGCGGCAUGUCAGAAGAGCACAAAGGUGGAGGGGCUACAGAGGUCCAAAUCAAAGGAUAAGAAUGCGCGGGGGGAGACAGCCUACCUACGAUCGAAACUCCCGGUCUUCGUCAUGGCGCUUCAGAUCCUCAAGAUUAUCGUUAUCCGCGCCGAAGUGGAUAUCUCUUCAUCCAUCCCGGGGAUCUGGGAACGAAUAGCAGCGUUCCUAAAGGCAAUGCUGUCCGACGGCAACGCCGACUUCGCGGUUCGCCAGGAAAUACCCUCUGCCUUCAACUCUGCCUACAAUUCCCCAACCGCCUCACCCCGAGUCAGCGCGCAGUAUCCAUCGCUCGAUCCAUCACCUUCAGCAUGGAGCCAUCUGUCGACGAUGUCCGCCGGGGUGCACUUUGCACUACAGGACUAUACCUUUGCUCGUCCCCGCGUUAUCGACUACAUGUUAUGGUCGGUUCUGGAGUUCCUUUGGGCGUACAGGACGCCACUAAGGUUGCAAUUGCGACUCUUGACGACCGAGAAGAUUGUCGCCCUCGACGUCGAGCUUCGCAAGGUCCAACGCGCACCAAACCUCUCUUCUCCUCGGAGACGGCCAGUUUCCUCAAUAUUCUCCAAGGUCCGUAAUCGGGGGUCAGGAUACGUUCCGUCUCCUGAUGCCUCACCAAGACUUUCGCCCAUGACCGGGCCAGCAUUGCUGGAGCCCACACCUGCCUUUUUGGAUGUUCGCCGACCCGGCUAUCAAGUCUCUCCCAUCUCCCCAUCCGACAAACGUCCCUAUGACGGCACUGGCCCUGGACCGCAGAUCAUCCACUUGGGACCGGCUUCGCCAUCUGCGUGGCAAGGACCGCCAUCUGCAGGGCUUCCAGGAGGCGGAGGGAUGCGAACUGUCGUGCGAUCGGUCAAGAUUAAGUCGCUCAAACUGGCGGAAGCAACGUACCGAAGGAUACGAGGCGUCCAGGCGUUGAUGGGCUACGACCCCCUGUUGCCACUCCCAGGACAAGGACCAGAGGUGGAGGACGGUGUAGUUUUGAAGACGUGGACGAUGAGCCAGGCUUUGACUGCUAUCAACCAAGAAACAAUGGAUCUGUUGGAGGAGUUCGAACAGGCUGCCGCCGCAGAGGAGGAUGAUGACGACGACCUCGACGCGGUAAAGAUUACCAUCGAGGCUGCAGAGUCGGACACGGCCAGUGUCUCGACGUUGUUAAGUUGA